This is a messenger RNA of Osmerus eperlanus (European smelt), 1129 nucleotides long. RefSeq names its product vacuolar protein sorting-associated protein 37B-like. Gene Ontology annotation, cellular component: ESCRT I complex. The record is from RefSeq and is a predicted model, not a curated record. NCBI's taxonomy places the organism in Eukaryota, Metazoa, Chordata, Actinopteri, Osmeriformes, Osmeridae. The coding region runs from base 83 to 850 and encodes 255 amino acids. Gene Ontology annotation, biological process: protein targeting to vacuole; protein targeting to membrane; ubiquitin-dependent protein catabolic process via the multivesicular body sorting pathway. The transcript has 4 exons.
UUGGUGCCCCCUUGCUAGGUACUUCUGUCUGUGUAGCUACUGCAAAUAGCUAGCUACAAGAAAACCUACAAAUAAAAUUAUCAUGGGAGAAAUGGCCGAAUUCAACGACAAAUUUCGUUCUUUUUCUAUGACACAGUUAAACGAAUUGCUUGAGGAUGACGAGAAGCUUAACAGUAUCGUGAAAGAAAUGGAUGAGAUGCUACAGGUUCAGCAGGUGAAGGAGGUCACUCUGGCCAGUAACAGGAGUCUAGCAGAACAGAACCUACACCUGCAGCCCAGUCUGGAGAACCAGAAGAACCACCUGACCAAACUCUACCGCCACCUACAGGACCUCUACGACAACUACCAGCUACGCAAGUCCACACUAGACCACAACUCAGGAAACAGUUCUCUGGACAUACAUCUGGCGUUACUGCAGGCGGAAGGAGCCAAGAUUGAGGAAGAGACUGAGAACAUGGCAGACGCCUUUCUGGACGGAGAUGUCUCUCUGGACUGCUUUAUCGAAGAUUACCAGAGGAGGCGCUAUCUAGCCCACCUCCGCCGGGUCAAAAUCGACAAACUCAGAGAGCAUGUGCUGAAAGGCCUCAGCCGACUCCCCCAGAGCAGCACCUCCACCAACAUCCCAUCGCUGUCCACCCGACCCCCGGACCUUCCCACCUCUCCAUCUGCCUACACCAACGGCUCGCCUUCGCCCCUCUACACACAGGCUGCUCCACACCCACCUCACCUCUUCCCCGGCCUGGCUUCCACAGGCUACCCUUACAUGCAGCAGCCCUACACCCCAGCAGUCUCACAGCAUCCCUCCCCGUCUGUGCACCUGCCCCCCCGAACUGGCUUCAUAAUGCAAUGAGGAGGGGGGGGGGGAUUCAGGGAACGGUGACUAACUUUCUACUUAGAAGACACAGGAUGAGGCUUCGACCCAUAGAUUCCUUGCUGGCGUCAAAAUACAUGGAUAUCUAAGCUGAGCGGUGCCCUGAGAACUCACUCUAACCUAAUUUAUCUGUAUUGUGAACGAGGGGUUCACAAUUUUGUAUGUAUGCUUUCUGGAGACUAUUUAUUAUUUAUACAGGAACACCCAAUGCUGUCUCCUUUAUAAUGUACAUAAGGUAACUGGUGGUAACUUGCAGGA